Penaeus vannamei (Pacific white shrimp) is the source of this 949-nucleotide messenger RNA. Its product is annotated as proteasome subunit alpha type-7. Lineage: Eukaryota; Metazoa; Arthropoda; Malacostraca; Decapoda; Penaeidae. Gene Ontology annotation, cellular component: proteasome core complex; nucleus; proteasome core complex, alpha-subunit complex. The record is from RefSeq and is a predicted model, not a curated record. Gene Ontology annotation, biological process: proteasomal protein catabolic process; ubiquitin-dependent protein catabolic process.
AUUGUUGUCGUUCCGCGAGUCAUCGUCAUGUCGGCCUCAAGUUACGACCGCGCUAUCACCGUUUUCAGCCCUGAUGGCCAUCUUUUCCAGGUGGAAUAUGCACAGGAAGCUGUGAAGAAGGGAUCGACGGCUGUUGGUGUGAAAGGCAAAGAUGUUGUGGUUCUGUGUGUAGAGAAGAAGUCUGUUCCAAAGCUGCAGGAAGAGCGCACAGUAAGAAAGAUCUGUCUCUUGGAUGACCAUGUACUGAUGGCAUUUGCAGGUCUUACAGCAGAUGCAAGAAUUUUGGUUAACAGGGCCAGAGUUGAGUGUCAGUCUCACAAGCUAACUGUGGAAGACCCUGUCACUCUUGAAUAUAUUACAAGAUUCAUUGCCACAUUGAAACAGAGGUACACACAAAGCAAUGGCCGUCGACCUUUUGGUACCUCAUGUCUUAUUGCUGGGUUUGACAUGGACGGAACACCUCAUUUGUAUCUGACAGAUCCCUCUGGCACAUACACAGAGUGGCAGGCCAAUGCCACAGGUCGCAGUGCAAAGACUGUCCGAGAAUUCUUGGAGAAGCAUUACACUGAUGAGGUAGUCUCAACAGAGGCAGGAGCCAUCAAGCUAGUAGUUAAGGCAUUGCUAGAAGUGGUCCAGUCUGGGGCCAAAAAUGUAGAAGUUGCAAUUAUGAAGCCCAAUGAACCAAUGAGGAUGCUAGAUAUUGGCAGCCUUGAGAAGAUCGUAGCAGAGAUUGAGAAGGAGAAAGAAGAGGAAGCAGAGAAGAAGAAGCAAAAGAAAUAGUUGUAUUACAUUAAAAAGUAAUUACUAGUAAUGUUUUAAGUUCAAGUAUAUUUGCAGGAGAAUCAUGCUUACCAAUGAGUAUUUUGAUUUAUAACAUCAUUCAGUUUGCUUAUCCCAGCAGAAUGUUAUUUAUAAAAAACAGCUCUUUUUUCAAUAAAGGAGGAUAAAA